Molecule: messenger RNA, 996 nt
Organism: Sphaerulina musiva SO2202
Lineage: Eukaryota; Fungi; Ascomycota; Dothideomycetes; Mycosphaerellales; Mycosphaerellaceae
Exons: 3
Coding region: 1-996 (331 amino acids)
Molecular function (GO): metalloendopeptidase activity
Source: RefSeq, a predicted model, not a curated record
AUGGCUGAUGACGAGGUUGAGUUCCAUUACAUGUAUCUGCACAUUUCCCUCCACCUCUCUGUUCCCAACAUCAACAUCCACAUCAUCCACAUCAUCCAUUUCACUCGUUUCCAGCAUCAGCUAUCCAGCAUGCGUUUCACCGCCGCUCUCAUCCUUUCCCCAUCACUCCUCGCAUCAAUCUGCGCCGCGGUCAACCUCCGCUUCAGUGGCUGCCAACCACGCCAACAGAAGCUACUCAAUGAGGCUUUCCUGAUCGCCCGAGAGGAAGUCAACCUCAUCCAGGAAUUCAGUCCUGGUGCACCAGAAAUCGCCGACCCUCCCGACCUCUCGGCGAAAGAAGUCGAGCGUCUGAAAAUUCGCUACUUUGGCUACACAACGAAAGACGACACCGCAUAUGGGACCGUCACCUGGAUCUGCGCGCAGCACGACGAUGAACUUGAUCGACAGUGUCAGAAGUUCGGUGCUGCAGCUUACACCCAGCAAGGUACUGAGAUUGUGAUGUGCGCAAAAGAGACGGGCAAGCAGGGUACCUCUUCGAAACGCCACCGAGCAGGAGUCAUGGUCCAUGAGAUGACACAUAUCAAAGCCGUGAGCGGCAAUCGUACCAUCGUUGAUGUUCUGUACAACGAGAGAAAGGUGAAAGAGGCAGGCUUGGCGCCCGUGAACGUGACAGCAGUGAGCUCGCAGACACUCGAGAAAGGCUGCUACGGCAACGACAGGGUCCGCAAACUGGCCAAAUGGUCGCCGAGUCUCGCUGUCUUGAAUGCAGACAGCUACGGCGUCUUCACCACGCAGUUGGCGCGCCACGAGAAUGCGAAGAAGCUCACAUGGUCGGGGCUCAUGGACGCGAUUAACAUUUGGAUUGAGGACCAUCCUCUCGCUGCCGCCUCCAUCAUUGGUAGCGCGGCACUCGGGCUGUUUUUGCUUUUCCUAUUAUGUGCUUGCUGUUGGCACCGCAUGAAGACGAGGAGACAUCCUGGGCGACCGAGAGCGUAG